UUCUACAGGGUCUGAAAAGUCCUUUGAGAUCUGGAUCAAGCGCUGUGAGGAGAUGAUGGGGGAGCGGACACAGUUCUGCAGCGGCAACGAGACACCUGCGGUUCCACCUGUGAAACACGACUGGUACCAAACAGAGUCUCAAGUCAUCGUCACAGUCAUGGUUAAAAACGUUCCCAAGGAUGGUGUGUGUGCCAACUUCAUGGAAAAAGAGCUCUCUGCCUCGAUAGGGCUGACAUCAGGGGAGAACUACGACCUCAGCUUCCAUCUCCUCCACCCCAUCGUCCCCCACCAGAGCAGCUUCAAGAUCCUCAGCACCAAGGUACCACACCCUGUAUCAGCUCACGUA
Labrus bergylta (ballan wrasse) is the source of this 346-nucleotide messenger RNA. NCBI's taxonomy places the organism in Eukaryota, Metazoa, Chordata, Actinopteri, Labriformes, Labridae. The record is from RefSeq and is a predicted model, not a curated record.